Molecule: messenger RNA, 555 nt
Organism: Bipolaris oryzae ATCC 44560
Lineage: Eukaryota; Fungi; Ascomycota; Dothideomycetes; Pleosporales; Pleosporaceae
Exons: 2
Coding region: 1-555 (184 amino acids)
Source: RefSeq, a predicted model, not a curated record
AUGAAAUCCCUCUACUUCCUCCUCAGCCUCUUGGCCCUCCUCCCCACCCUCGCUCUCGCAGGGGAAUCCUACCCUCCCCGCCCCGCCGGCAAAUACGGCAAAGGCGUGCCCACCGAACCCGUCGACGAGCCCCUCAAGCGCCCCAAGGAUCCCUCGCUAUGGUGGCAAGGCAUAACCGACGACGACGUCUUCUACCCUGAAUGGGCUGCCAUCUCUGCGCGCGCAGCGUCAAAGGCAAAGGACACGAAUGUAGCUGCGGAUGCGAAUGUCGACGCUACCGCGCAGAAGAAGAAGAAGAACAAGAAGGAGAAGGAAAUGCCAAAGGCUUUGCAGUUUGCGGGCAAGUGGAAAUACUGCGGUUGCGCGCGAUGGACGAAUGGAGACAAAUGUGAGAAGAUAAAGCGAGUGGGUGGCAAUCGGAUUUCAAGAACAUAUAAAGAUUUGGACCAUGCGAGUGAAAAAGGAGAAGAUGAUAGAAUUAAUCAACAACUCUCCCCAAGUGCAUCAGAGGCCUGGGCCGAAUGCAUGAGCACGAAUCAACGUGGGAAAACCUAG